Messenger RNA from Clunio marinus, 231 nucleotides. Lineage: Eukaryota; Metazoa; Arthropoda; Insecta; Diptera; Chironomidae. The record is from the annotation of a GenBank genome assembly.
AUGUUGAGAGAGUCUAAACUUUCAUUAACAUCAGCAACAUGUGACGAUUUUUAUCAUCAAAAACUUUCAGUCACUUCAAACUUUCCUAAAACUUUUCAGUUUACCGACUCAAUUUUCACAUUGAAGACACAAAUGUUGAUACUUCAACGUCUUCUUCGUAGCAAACAAAGUUUUGUUAUAAACAGAAAGCUAGAUGAUGAUACAUUGAUUGAAUGGAGGAAAUCAGGCUAG